AUGUUAUCAUCAAAAUAUUUUAUAAUAUUCAAAAUUUCAGCGAGGGCACAGGAUCCCUCUCAAGAUAUUUACGAAGAGGAUCCUGCAGGAUUUUUAAGUGUAGUCAUCGUUGGAUAUACUUCCAUAAAUUUCUCCUUAAUCGGAACAUUGUUUGUAAUUAGUAGAGUUUAUUACAGAUGGAGAAAUACAAAUAAAGUUUUGUCUAUGGCCCUUAGAGUACCUUUUUAUAUGUGCACGUUCGAUUUUGCUUUGGUAAUUUGUCAGUUUAUUAAUUUUACUUAUCUUGCGAUAAAUCGUACUACGUUGUCUGAUCCAGCCUGUGCACAAAUUGGCUUUGUACAAGCUACUAUUACUUUUUAUCAUAGAUUAGUUAUUGCUUGCAUUUCCAUAAAUACUUAUUGCAGAGUAUGUAGAGAAAAAAAUUUUAAUACUGGUAGAUAUGAUUGGAAAAUAUUUAUACCGACGGCAAUUAUCUCAGGAGUUGUUUCAUUUCUUGAUAUGAAAAAUUAUGGUCGUGAUAGAUAUUGGUGUGCCGUAAAAUCUGAUAGAUCUAAAAAUUUAUUUAUUCCACUUACUUCCACUUUGAUAACAUUACUUGUGCUUUCUGUGUGUUUAUUUUGUUAUAUCGAAACUAUUCGUGCCAUACGCUUCGUUAGAGAGCAACAAGAAACAGUUAUUGCUAGUAUAGAAGAAAUGGAAAGAAAAGUUAGUAAAAAAGUUUUGGGGUACAUACUUGUUUUUAUAUUACAAUGGCCUUUCCCAACACCUCUUUUCCCAACAUUACUCUUCUCUGAUAUUUCUGAUAUUCUCUGA
Molecule: messenger RNA, 813 nt
Organism: Dentiscutata erythropus
Lineage: Eukaryota; Fungi; Glomeromycota; Glomeromycetes; Diversisporales; Gigasporaceae
Source: the annotation of a GenBank genome assembly